Messenger RNA from Salvia splendens (bonfire salvia), 2802 nucleotides. RefSeq names its product ABC transporter B family member 26, chloroplastic. The record is from RefSeq and is a predicted model, not a curated record. The coding region runs from base 355 to 2451 and encodes 698 amino acids. The transcript is spliced from 18 exons. Gene Ontology annotation, biological process: transmembrane transport. Gene Ontology annotation, cellular component: membrane. Gene Ontology annotation, molecular function: ABC-type oligopeptide transporter activity; ATP binding; ATP hydrolysis activity. Lineage: Eukaryota; Viridiplantae; Streptophyta; Magnoliopsida; Lamiales; Lamiaceae.
UCUAUGGUUAAAGGUUAAAGGUUAAAGGUUAAAGGUUAAAACUUUCUGGUAAUUUCAAGUCUACAUAUAGCAAUAAAUGAUCACAUUCCCCGCCCUAUACAAUUUCAGCUUCAUCACGAUUUAAUUUGAUUUAAUUCCUACAACAAUACUGAUAUGUACUAAUUCUCAGCGUGUACUCAUCUUUAACAGAGGCAUUGCCUGAUUUCAUUCUUUUCCUUGACUUUUGUCUGUACUGCCGGCAUUGUGUGGUGCGGUGUCACCGCGUCCACACAAAUUCAUCUUUAAUUUACAAGAAAUCAUCUUUUUAUUGGAGGACUAUUUUCCCCACUUCUAAUUUCUGAUUGAAAUUCAGUCAUGGCUUUCGCUCUAUGCAACUCCCAACUCCUCCAUCCGUUCCCCGUCCAACGCAGAAAGUUUUCAACCAAAAUUCAUUCCUUAAAUCAAAAUCUCAAUCAAGAAAAACCUCAAUUUAAGCACUUCGCCUCUAGUAGAAGAUUCCACCACAUUUCUACUGUGAAAUCAGCUUCUGUAAACGGGUACCCAAUAGCCAAAGAUGAUGGGGUUCCUUCCACCGCCAGUGAGAAAAUUGAAUUGACUGAGAAGCUGAAGAAAUGGGUCAAGUUUGCGCGGGAAAUCUUUCCCGGUGGGGAUUGGUGGAGGCUUCCGACCGAGGAUAUUGGAGAUGUAAUGGUGGCGAAACCCGUGACUGUUUUUCGGGCACUAAAGAAAAUGUGGGACUUGAUUGCGGAGGAUCGAUGGGUUAUAUUUACCGCUUUUGUUACACUCGUCAUCACAGCACUUUCAGAGAUAUCGAUCCCACAUUAUCUGACUGCGUCGAUAUUUUCUGCGCAAAGUAGCACCAUUGCCCUGUUCCACCGAAAUCUGCGCCUCUUAGUUAUGCUGUGCAUCACUGCAGCAAUAUGCAGUGGUGUGCGUGGUUGCAUGUUCGGCAUUGCUAAUAUGAUCCUUGUCAAACGAGUGAGGGAAAGACUAUACUCAACUCUACUUCUGCAGGACAUAUCUUUUUUUGACUCUGAAACAGUUGGUGAUUUGACAAGUAGGCUUGGUUCGGAUUGCCAACAAGUAUCACGUGUGAUAGGAAAUGACUUGAAUCUGAUACUGCGCAAUGUUCUUCAGGGUUCAGGUGCUUUGAUCUACUUAUUGGUUUUGUCGUUGCCACUUGGACUAUGUGUAUUGGGCAUCUGCAUCUCCCUCUCAACUAUUAUGCUGAUAUAUGGCCAGUACCAAAAGCAAUCGGCCAAGUUAACUCAAGAGUUUACUGCUUCAUCCAAUAAUGUUGCCCAAGAGACAUUCUCUUUGAUGAGAACUGUUCGGGUAUAUGGGACCGAGCAACAAGAACUUGGAAGGUACGAAAGUUGGCUGGAGAAAUUAGCUGGCAUAAACUUGCGACAGAGUGCAGCUUACGGGUUCUGGAACUUCGGCUUCAACACUCUAUACCAUGCAACUCAGGUCAUUGCUGUGGUGAUAGGGGGAAUGUCCAUUCUGAGUGGUCAAAUUACAGCGGAGCAACUGACAAAGUUCAUUUUAUACAGUGAAUGGCUAAUCUAUUCCACAUGGUGGGUCGGGGAUAAUUUAUCAAAUUUGAUGCAGUCUAUUGGAGCAAGUGAAAAAGUUUUUCACCUGAUAGAUCUUUCACCCUGCGAUCAGUUUACUGCAAAAGGCUUAAGGCUACAAAAGUUGAUAGGACGGAUUGAGUUUGUGGAUGUGUCCUUCCACUAUCCUUCCAGGCCUUCAUUGUCUAUACUGCAGAACUUCAACUUGACAGUUCAUCCUGGGGAAGUAGUUGCCAUUGUUGGCCUGAGUGGUAGUGGGAAGAGCACCGUAGUGAACCUUUUGCUCCGUCUAUAUGAACCGACAAAUGGGGAGAUAUUGAUUGAUGGCCACCCGAUGAAAUCCCUGAAUGUUAAGUGGUUAAGAGAAAGGGUCGGAUAUGUGGGACAGGAGCCCCGACUCUUCCGCAUGGAUGUAAGUUCAAAUAUAAAGUAUGGAUGCCCUCGAGCUGUUACUCAGCAGGAUGUGGAAUUGGCUGCCAAGCAGGCUUUUGCUCAUGAUUUUAUACUAGCCCUUCCGAAUGGCUACCAAACCCUAGUUGAUGAUGAUUUGCUCAGCGGAGGACAGAAGCAGCGUAUUGCGAUUGCUAGGGCCAUCCUUAGAGAUCCGAACAUUCUGAUUAUGGAUGAAGCUACAAGUGCUCUAGAUGCAGAAAGUGAACACAAUGUUAAGGGUGUUCUUCGCACUGCAAAAACCGAGAUGCAAAAUAAGAGGACAGUUUUUGUGAUCGCACACAGAUUAUCGACAAUCCAAAACGCAGGCAGGAUAAUUGUAAUGGAUAGUGGUAAAAUUGUUGAGAUGGGCGACCACACGGAUCUCCUAAUGAAAGAUGGUUUGUACGCACGAUUGAUAAGAAGACAGGCAGAUGCAGUUGCCUGAACUUGUAGAGCAGAUACUCCUAUAGAUCUUAUACGAGAACAGAGUAGGACGACAAAACUCGAGCACAUACAACCAUACCUGCCGUUGCUGGCUGACUGAAGAGGAAAUAUUGAUCACAUCUGGCAGCGCCAUUGGCUAACUGAAGAGGAAACCUUGACCACCUCAGAUCUUUAUAAAUGGGGUUUGAGAUACAAAGAAAGUGUAUUCUUUUUUGCUCGACCUCCUUCCAUUGAUAUGAAAGGAAAUUAUGAUGUUUUUCAUCUAUUCAUAUUUGGCCUCUGUUUCCAUCAGAGGGGGUUGACUGGUUGAUCAUUUCAAGAUUUUAAACAAUAUUGAAUUUGUCGUGUUUCA